AUGCUGAAAAAACGGCUCAUUGCUCUUCUCAUUUGGAUUCUUCUCGCUAUCGGACUCACUGGCUGGCUCAUCGUCGAGAGUGCAAAGUUCAGAACUCUCAGUGAACUGGUCUUAUCGAUUUGGAAUGGACCUACAAAAGGAGCUUUGGAUGCUCAGUUCGAAAAGGAAAUGUUCAAGGAUGCACCACGCGUAUGUGCUCAGUGUGCAGGAGGAAAUUUUAUACUUGAUGACGUCGUUCAAAUUCCGCAGGCUAUGGAAUGGAAAGAAGACGAGUGGAAGCAAACGGAUUGUGUCAAUGGUGUGAUCCGUUUCCGGAGCUGUCAAACGAGUUGUGCAACCAUCAUGAUUCAGAAGGAGGACACGUUGGACAGUGUGCUCAUGGACUGCGCCCAGUUAAACUUUCUUGCUCUUCAUUUCGAAGAAACCGUUGAAUACGUGGGAACCCGAGACGGCUGGACCAUCACCUAUCUUUACAAUCGAACAUCGUCCGAGAAAGCAGAUUGGAUCGCUAACAAUUUGUCUGGAAAAGUUGGUUAUCGUCGGGAUGAAGGAGACAUGAGUGAAAUCAACAAAGCACUCUUGAUUCUUUUCUUCAUGGCUAUCUUUUCUGCCAUAGUCACUGUUCUAGGCUGGUACCUCACGAAUUUGUUCAUGAAGCUGUCUGCGCAUCUGGCAAGGAAAAGACGUCACCAACAACGAAGACGUGCUUUAGAGAAGAUGGGAAGCUUUGGAAAUGUGGAUAGCAGACUGUACAACGACAUGGAUGGAAGUGAAGAGCUCAAAGUGAUCUACACUGUGAAGGAAGAGAAGGUCACAGUCAAGAAGUAUUCGGAAAAAAAGCUCAUCACCAUGGAGUUCGCGAGUCUCGGAAAACCGGAAGAAAUUAUUGGAUGCAUCCCCGACAAUGCUGAACCGAAGUUGGAGUAUGAAUGGCGGAGGCUGCAGAAGGAAUCUGUAAAGGAAACUAAGGAGACAUCUCAGAAGAAAACACAAAAAACUCAAAAAAUUGAAGUUGUGAAAGUGGAUGAGGAAAUGGAAAGACAAUUUCUGCACAGCUCUGAGAGGCCAAUCAGCUUGAAUCCGAUUGCGGAGCACGCGUAUUUUGAGUGGGAUGACGAACCAGACAAUGCUGAUAAUCAUGAAAAUCUGGAGCAGAGAAAUCAGCAGAAGAUGGAAGAACUGACGGAGAUUUCUGGGAGCCAUAUUUGA
This is a messenger RNA of Caenorhabditis briggsae, 1209 nucleotides long. The record is from RefSeq and is a predicted model, not a curated record. NCBI's taxonomy places the organism in Eukaryota, Metazoa, Nematoda, Chromadorea, Rhabditida, Rhabditidae. The transcript has 6 exons. Bases 1 to 1209 code for a protein of 402 amino acids.